Molecule: messenger RNA, 1346 nt
Organism: Sebastes umbrosus (honeycomb rockfish)
Lineage: Eukaryota; Metazoa; Chordata; Actinopteri; Perciformes; Sebastidae
Gene: cops6
Product: COP9 signalosome subunit 6
Exons: 10
Coding region: 66-1016 (316 amino acids)
Biological process (GO): protein deneddylation
Cellular component (GO): COP9 signalosome
Molecular function (GO): metallopeptidase activity; protein binding
Source: RefSeq, a predicted model, not a curated record
UCUGCACCUCCACAUCACUAUGAGGUGAACAGUCUCACUGCGCAUGCGCGGAACUACCGGACAAGAUGGCGACCAGCAAUGGUGGAGGAAUGGAGGUGGAUGGGGCAGCCAGCCCCAGUGUUAUGGCCGCAGGGGUCACCGGAAGCGUCUCUGUGGCCUUACACCCUCUGGUUAUCCUCAACAUAUCCGACCACUGGAUACGCAUCCGCUCACAAGAGGGACGACCAAUGCAGGUGAUUGGCGCCCUGAUCGGGAAGCAGGAGGGGAGGAACAUCGAGGUGAUGAACUCCUUUGAGUUGCUGUCUCACACCAUAGAUGAUCGGGUGCAUAUUGACAAGGAGUACUACUACACCAAGGAGGAACAAUUCAAACAGGUCUUUAAAGAGAUGGAGUUCUUGGGCUGGUACACCACAGGCGGCCCCCCUGACGCAUCAGACAUCCACAUUCACAAGCAGGUGUGUGAGAUUAUUGAGAGCCCUCUCUUCCUCAAGCUCAACCCAAUGACCAAACACACCGAUCUUCCUGUUAGUGUUUAUGAAUCUGUGAUUGACAUCAUCAAUGGCGAGGCUACCAUGUUGUUUGCUGAGCUGACGUACACUCUGGCCACAGAGGAAGCGGAGAGAAUCGGUGUUGAUCACGUAGCUCGAAUGACAGCCACCGGCACGGGAGAAAACUCAACAGUUGCCGAACACCUUAUAGCUCAGCACAGUGCGAUAAAGAUGCUCCACAGCCGGGUGAGGAUCAUCUUAGAGUACGUCAAAGCCGUGGAAUCAGGAGAGGUGCCAUUUAAUCACGAGAUUCUUCGAGAAGCGAACGCCCUGUGCCACAGAUUGCCGGUCCUCAGCACCAUAAAAUUCAAAACGGACUUCUAUGAUCAAUGUAAUGACGUGGGCCUCAUGGCCUACUUAGGCACCAUCACUAAGACCUGCAACAGUAUGAACCAGUUCAUCAACAAGUUCAACGUCCUGUACGACAGACAGGGAAUCGGCCGGAGGAUGAGAGGACUGUUCUUUUGAGCUGACAGUAAGCUGAAGCAGAGAGACAAACAAGCACUGCAGUUUAUUUUUCUCUGUUUUGUUCGUUUUUGGUUUGUUUGUAUUUUUUGGUUAGCUAAAACAAAUUCUCCCAUAACUUUUCAAACCAGUUUACCAUUUUCAAACACAAGUGUAUCAAAAAGCACUUAAUUACACCAGUCGGUAAGAGAUAUGUACAAAAUCGCUCAACUCUUUCUUGGUCAUGCACAGAAAUGAAUCCACUGUACAAGAACGUUAUAUUAUUUUACCCCGUUUGUUUUAUUGUUUCAUGUCGCUGUAUGUAAUAAAUGAUCUGCUGAUUUUUUCAUGGGA